GUUGGCAAACCUUUUGUCGCCUACACAUAAGGGCGAGUGAUUCACUUCACUCACUUGACCCCGAGAUUCUCUUCAAAAUGGCGGUUACGCUUGCAAUCAUUGUGUCGUGAAUUUUUCAGUGUUCGUUGUUUGCAGUUUAACCAGUGAUAAUUCAUCGACAAGUGAUAGACAACGGAGUUCCACCAGCGUUGGAUCAUUUGUGAGGAUAAAUAAAGGACGGUAAUUAAAUAAUAGUGUCUGGCAAAAAAAAAAGUUCUGUCGACUUGGUACGGUCCGACAUUUUAUAAAAGGUAGGGGAGAGAGAGAGAGAGAGAAUUACUGGUGUGAUUACAUACGCCAGGCGAUGUCGGAGAGUGAAGCUGUUGCAUCUCAGAAGCAUCAGCAUUUUAUUCAGCAGAUUGUUCAAAAUCAGAUGGCCAACAUGACGUGGCAGUAUCCAGGGAAUGUUCCCCUGUACCAGACAUUUCCAAAUCAAAUGUAUGGUCAGGGAUACAAUCCUCAAGGCCAGAUGUACUACUACAACCAGGGAAUGAUGCCAGGAUAUGGACAGCCUUUUAAUCCGAUGCAGCUACCACAGACAAAUCAAAAUAAUCAGAAUAAUCAAGCCAAUCAGGCAAAACCAUCUCCACAGCAGCAGCAGCAGCAGCAACAACAACAACAGCAACAACCAAGUAUUCCAGGCCAACCAAUGGUCCUCGAUGAAGACGCUGAAUUACCCCCACUACCACCAGGACCACCACCACCCACUCAACCACCUCCUCAACAUAAUAAUCCAUCGAAUCAAAAUCAAUUGCAGAAUCAUCCCAUGUUCAUGUACAAUUCCUUUCCCUACAAUGGUUGGAAUGGUUCACAGACUGACGUAAAUCAAUUUAAUAAUCCUCAAAUUCGCUUUAACCUUCCUAAUAAAAAAUCCGGGCUUGGUUUCAUUCCAUCAGGAAAUAGCGGUGCAGCAAAGAAGAAGAGAAAAAAAAAUAAAAAUUUGGCACAACAGCAACAGCAGGGACAAUUUACUCCAACAUUUCAGCCCACCAAUCAACCCCAGAAUUUUAAACAACAAGCCGAGGUUAAACCUGAAUUGCCACCAUUGCCACCAGUGAAAAACGAGAGCCCAGUAGUCCCUUCAGUUCCCACACUAACGAAAACAAUUCCUGAGAUCCCAAGCCAGGUGAAAACCCCAGCCCCAGUGGUACAAUCACCCCCAGUUGUUAAUCGUAAAGAAUCAACGGUAGGUAAUACAACAAAUCCAGUGGGUGAUUGGCCAGAUUGCCUGAAGAAUUACGUUAAUCGUUGCUAUGAGAAAUGCAAGACAGCUGUGGAUAAGGAUCAGGUUGAGAUAAUAUUGAAGGGUAAAAUAACACGUUCGGCGAAUGAUGGGUCAUUGUGGAUUAAGAAUUGGGACAAGGAGCCAUUGCCCAGUAUUCACAGUGAACGAAUGACAAUGACCAUUAAACCACAGCAGACUGUGUUGAAACAGAGUCCACUUGUGGUACAGGGAGGCAUGCGCAAAUCUGGCCUGUCAACGUCACUUGGGGCUAGAUUGGGCGCUCGUCUCUCUGGCAUUAGUCGGAGAAUAGGGUCCAGAUCCAGAUCCAGAUCUCGAUCGAGGUCUCACAGUCCACCGGCCAGAAAAUACAGGAGGAGCACGUCGUCUUCAUCGUCGAGUAGUGGAUAUGAGUACAAGAGUAAGAGUAAGAAGACAACGAGAAGUAGCAGUAAACCUAAUACGAGGGAUAACAAAAAGAGUAAAAAGGGAAAACAGGGAAAAUCACAUUUCUAUUCGGAGUUCGGGGUGGGGGGCGAGGAGUUAGGGAGUAAGGAGAAACUGCAGCAGAGGGCUGCUAGAUUUCAUGAUAGUAUUAACAGGAGUUCGUCUAGGGAGGAGGCCAAUGACUUUGAUUUCACAGGAUUGCAUAUAGUGGGGACUUGCAAAGAUAUUGAGAAACCCUAUCUUCGUCUUACCUCGGCCCCAGCGGCAUCUGCCGUACGACCGGUAAGUGUUCUCCAAAACUCGCUGGUGCACGUCAAAGCCAAGUGGCUUGCCGGCCAGGACUACAGAUACGCGUGUGAUCAGUUGAAAUCGAUUCGUCAAGACUUGACAGUGCAGGGUAUUAGGGAUUCAUUUACGGUACACGUUUAUGAAACACAUGCGCGGGUUGCACUGGAGAAAGGGGAUCACGAGGAGUUUAAUCAAUGUCAGACACAAUUGAGAAUGCUUUAUCAGGAUCUCGAGGGGGAAAAUCGGUGUGAGUUUGUAGCUUAUCGCAUUCUCUACUACAUCUUCACCAAGAACACCCAAGAUCUCACCACGAUAAUGGCAGACUUGACUCCUCAUGAUAAAUCCCACGAGUGCAUAAAGCACGCGUUGUGCGUUCGGUCUGCCUGGUGGUUGGGUAAUUAUCACGUAUUCUUCAAGCUGUACAAAGAGGCACCAUGUAUGGCUGGUUUCCUCAUGGACUGGUUCAUAGCAAGAGAGCGAAAGCUCGCUUUGAAGACCAUGAUUAAGUCCUAUCGACAAAAUUUGGCAGUUGAUUUCAUCGUUGCGGAAUUGGCCUUUGAAUCAUUGGACAAGUUUUAUGAAUUUGUGACAGAUUUUGGAUUAAUUUAUGCCGAUAAUGAGCGUCAGCUUCUCGAUUGCAAGGCAAGCACUGGCUCUAUUGGUGCUUGGUGAAAAAUAAUCACCAAUUACUCGAAAAUGUUCUUUUUAAUCCUUAAUCGUCCACAAAGCACAAAAAAAAUAUUACAGAAAUUAACCUCGGGCUGUACAUAAAACAACUGUACAUACGUGUUUUAUUUGUUAUAUAUGUAUUCGUUAUUGCAUACAUAUGUAUCUAUACAUGACAUCGCAUUUUCAUCCCAUCGAGAAGGUCGAGCUGCCCCGUCACCAUUUUCCAGGAGUUCCUUGUUUAAUCAACGUCUGAUUAACGAAGGAUUAUUAUUAGGACGAUGAUUGGGCUGAAGGAGAAAUAGUUACGGUUGGGAAUCGGUUUUUGGUACACCAGGGCCUGGACCAGAAAUACCCUGGAUAUGAGGAUUGGACUAGGUCCAGGUGAUUCAAGACUAUCACAAGAAGGACGGAGGGGACCUGGAUUUCUCCAGAGGACAUUUAUCACUGGAAACCAGACAAAUCAGUGGGAUCUCUAUUAAUAAUUUUUUAAAAUUUUAUCUGGAGUUUCAAACACCCCAAGGAACUCCAGAGGCGAGAGGACACUUCGAGGUGAAGCCACAAUUGCGAUUAAUCAUGGAUUGAGUUGAGUUACACCUGUACCUGCGAUCGGAGUUCGUAAUGUGCAUAAAUAAAGGCGAUUUUCAUUCGUUCAUUAA
Messenger RNA from Fopius arisanus, 3321 nucleotides. Its product is annotated as leukocyte receptor cluster member 8 homolog. Bases 344 to 2668 code for a protein of 774 amino acids. Lineage: Eukaryota; Metazoa; Arthropoda; Insecta; Hymenoptera; Braconidae. Gene Ontology annotation, cellular component: nucleus. The transcript is spliced from 6 exons. The record is from RefSeq and is a predicted model, not a curated record.